GUGACAUUACGUUCGUUUGGUUACUCCUCUGGUCGUCUCCAUGACUCGGUGUAGUAGGAUGGCAGAUGGAUCGAUAUAUAGGCGAGAGGCCGGAGUGCCCAACAUGUCUUUACAAACGAACCACUGGUCUCUGCUCUUCUACAGCUACAUAAAAUCUUAAUCACCAUCCUCCACCUUGUACCUAAAUUCUAAUCAAAGCCUUCUCACAAUACCAUGACGGCAGACUCAACAAACGAUGUCAAAGACACCGUCACCAAUGGCGCCCCCAGCGGUGCCAAUGGUCAAUCCCAACUUCCCACCGAGGAAGACAUGACACUUCUCCAGCUCCAACAAAGAUAUGCCGAAGAAGCUGCCAAGCGCAUCCGGGCGGACGGCCCUACCCAGUUCCUCGACCUCACAGAUGCCGACACAGACCGGUUCAAGGCCAUCGCCGAGGAUCCCUGGGCCGACCACGCCGCUCUCAACGCCAAAGAGACAGUCAAGGACGGAGCCGCCUAUAAAUUCCUCUUUCUCGGUGGCGGAUACGGUGGUCUCAUAUUCACCGUCCGCCUCAUCCAGGCUGGUCUGAUCAACGUGCCCGACGAUGUUAGACUGGUCGAUGCCGCGGGCGGUUUCGGCGGCACCUGGUACUGGAACAGGUAUCCAGGACUCCACUGCGAUGUUGAGAGUUACAUCUACAUGCCACUGCUCGAAGAGACAGUGUAUAUGCCCAAGCAAAAAUACGCACCCGGGACCGAGCUCCGCGAGCACGCUGAUCGGAUUGCCACCCAGUUCGACCUGCACGACAAGGCCCUCUUCCGCUCAAACGCAAAGGCAGCGACAUGGGACGAGGAAGAGAAGCUUUGGACUGUCCAGGUCACGGAGGGACGGGGACCAAAUGAGCCGAGCAGAGAGUUGACACUCAAGUGCCAGUAUCUGCUGGUUGCUUCAGGAGUGCUCAACGUCCCUCAUGUGCCCAAAAUUCCUGGGCUCGAGGGAUUUGGCGGUGAGAUGUUCCACACAGCCCGUUGGAAUUAUUCUGCCACUGGUGGCUCCUAUGAGAACCCGGAUAUGGAGAAGUUGAAGGACAAGCGGGUGGGAAUCAUUGGAACCGGCGCGACUUCUAUCCAGGUCAUUCCGCAGCUGGCGAAGUGGGCAAAGGAGCUUUACGUGUUUCAGCGAACACCAUCGGCUGUACAUCCCCGUGAUCAAAAGGCGACAGAUCCGGAAGAAUGGAAGUCAAAGAUUGCAUCCAAGAAAGGCUGGCAGAUGGAGCGCGCACUCAACUUUGCCGCACACAUGAGCCUCGCUGCCAAAGAAGGUGAAGAGAACCUAACAAGAAUCCCCGCCUAUUCUGCCCUGAUCGGCUCUCCUGGGUAUGGCCUCGUCGAGCCUACUCCCGAGGCGAUUGGCGCGAACGUGGCACGCCUGUACAAGAUGGAUACCCCCACGGCCGAAACUGCUCGUGCUCGCGUCGACCAGAUCGUCAAGGACCCAGAAACUGCAAACAAGCUCAAAGCCUGGUACCCAUCAUGGUGCAAGCGGCCCACCUUCAGCGAUAUGUACCUCCAAGCCUUUAACGAACCCAACGUUCAUCUCAUCGAUACAAACGGCCAGGGCAUCGAAGCGGCGACAAAGGACGGUCUGGUCUUUGCCGGCAAGGAGUGCCCGGUGGAUGUUCUUGUCCUCAGUACUGGUUAUCGCUCGCCGGCCUUUGGCAACGGCAACCCAGCAGCCAAAACCGGUAUCGAAGUUAUAGGUCGUGGAGGCUUGUCGAUGGACGAGAAGUGGAAGAAUAUCGGCUCAGCGACUCUUCACGGUGUUGCCACCAGUGGGUUCCCCAACCUGUUCUUUGCUUUUGGCCCGCAAACCGCUGCCACAGCCAACUUUGUCACGAUGCUGGAAGUGGGCAUUCAGCACACUGCACACAUUUUGGCCAAGGCAGAGGAAAAGGUGGGUGCCGGCUCGCGAGCUGUAGUUGAGGUUACAAGGGAGGAGGAGGAGGCUUGGACGAUGCAGGUCAUGAUGCGUGCCCCUUAUUUUGCGACCAUCAUGGGCUGUACCCCUGGAUAUCUCAACGGGGAGGGCCACUCUGCAAGACAGGACCCGAAGGACAUGAUGAAGGCGAGUAGGUCGUCAGGAUGGAGUGAAGGAAUGCUGUCGUACAUCAAGGUACUCGAGGAGUACCGCAGCGAAGGGUCUCUGAAGGGUAUCGAGGUCACUGCCGCAUACAAGUAA
Molecule: messenger RNA, 2217 nt
Organism: Neurospora tetraspora
Lineage: Eukaryota; Fungi; Ascomycota; Sordariomycetes; Sordariales; Sordariaceae
Exons: 3
Coding region: 214-2217 (667 amino acids)
Source: RefSeq, a predicted model, not a curated record